AAAAAGAAAAAAAAUCAAUUCAGAGUUUUUCUUUAAGAUAUAAAUACAGCUGAACUAAUCUUUCGGAUCAUCUUCCACCCAGGAAUCUUCUCAACACAGCAAGCUACCAGUACAAGAGUUGAACCGGUUUCUUUUCUAAGGUGUGUAUUGCAAAUGCAAGGAGAGAUGAUUAGCUUGUGGAUGUGAAAUUUGGAGAAUCCUGUUGCUGAAAGUACAUUGAAAACUUUAUUCAGGAACGGGAUGGCAUUUAAGGUGCAUUUGGAUUGCAGUGCAAAGACUGCAAUAGGGGUCAUCACCCUAAAAUGCAAAGGAUGCACAAUUGUCCCUGCAAACAAUUAAUUCAUGAUCAAUUGCAAUUAUCUGGAAUGCCAUUGUGAUGGCACCAUUAGUAUCAAGUCCAGGGGUUCAACACUAUUUUGACUCGGGUCUAAUAUGACUAAUUAUAAAGCAAGACGUAUCCUUGGUCUGAAAAUAGUGGACAAAAUAUGAGUCUAGCAUGUCUUGCAUGCCACAGCGUAGAAAGUCCAUCACGCUCCUUUAGAAGCUACUCAGUCUCGAGUUCAGACAAUGAAGGAAGAUGUACGGCCAUUGCCAACUGCAUAACCAGGAAGCUAUCUCAUCCUCCUCCCAGAGCAAACUCUUCUUUUGCAUCAUCAUCAUCCAAAGUGACCCCGCAACCACUUAAUCCAAGUAAUGACAGCAUGACAGGACCCCCACGAUUAGUACGCAGUCGUGCUGUGAGAAGAGACCUUGUAAGAGAUUGGAAUUUUGAUGGGGUUGUGAUGGAGCGUUAACUACUUCAAGAAGGAAGACUACCGUAAUCUUUGCUCGAAUGAUAGCAUUAGAGAUUUAUCUUGCUGUCUUUCCUUGGACUUUGUUUGUUAUGGAUGCAGUUAAGCUCGCUUUUCCACUUGACGAGUUUGCGUUUGUGAUCAUCUUAGGAAAAUCAAUUGCGAAAUCUUGUUCAUAUUUCAUUUCUUUU
Populus euphratica (Euphrates poplar) is the source of this 982-nucleotide messenger RNA. RefSeq lists its product as uncharacterized. Bases 486 to 794 code for a protein of 102 amino acids. The record is from RefSeq and is a predicted model, not a curated record. NCBI's taxonomy places the organism in Eukaryota, Viridiplantae, Streptophyta, Magnoliopsida, Malpighiales, Salicaceae. The transcript is spliced from 3 exons.